AUCGUGUAGUGCCUUCGCCAUUUGGGGUGACAAUGCUGCAUUCCGGUUCCUGGUGCCGAUUGGCCGCGCUUAAAGUGACACAGAUGAGCGAGGUCCACCCUUUAAGGGUGGAAAGAGAUAAGACCCACCCUCCACUCCACCCCCGCGCACAAAAGAGGCUGUCAAUAAAUGGAGAGCGCUGUGGUUACUUUUGUCGUGAUCUGAAGCCGACCACAAACUGUCCUGCGUCGGGGUGAACUGAUUGGAAAGGGGCCGGCGCUCCAGAAGGAUGACAGCAACGUGGCUUGUUCCGAGAACUCCAAGAAAUACCGUCAGGGUGGAGUGUCUAGCUUACGACAGAGAGUAGUAGGAAAUGAGCUGCGACCAGAUGUUUGGCCACUGGAGGGAGUUUGCACUUGUGCUGAAGUGACUAGGGGGACGUGGCAGAGAUUCAAAACCAGCGAGGGCGGAAGAGAAAAGUCCAGGACAAAGCCCUCUGGGAGACUGGGUCCAGAGGAGAAGCCCAGUGUGGGACGCCCAACAGCGAAGUCAAGAACAUUUCCCCACCUCGGGGACAAACUGAGGCUGGAGACCAGGAUUUAAGGAUCAUUUGAGAUGUCGGAUUCCCUGGUGGUGUGUGAAGUGGACCCGGAGCUAAAGGAAAAGCUGAGGAAAUUCCGUUUCCGAAAAGAGACCAACAAUGCAGCCAUCAUAAUGAAAGUGGACAAAGACCGGCAGAUGGUGGUGCUGGAGGAAGAAUUCCAGAACAUUUCCCCAGAGGAACUUAGAUCGGAGUUGCCAGAGAGACAGCCCAGGUUUGUGGUCUACAGCUACAAGUACUCGCAUGCUGAUGGCAGGGUGUCCUACCCUCUGUGUUUCAUCUUCUCCAGCCCUGUGGGCUGCAAGCCUGAGCAACAGAUGAUGUACGCCGGGAGUAAAAACAGGCUGGUGCAGACGGCGGAGCUUACUAAGGUGUUUGAAAUCCGCACCACGGAAGACCUCACCGAGGCCUGGCUUCAAGAAAAGUUAGCUUUCUUUCGUUGACCAUUGAGCCAGGGAUUUGAAGUCCUUAUGUCUGAAGACCCAGACUCCUAGGAUAAUGAACAUCCAAGAUCUAAAUAAAGGUUAAAAAUUCA
Messenger RNA from Peromyscus eremicus (cactus mouse), 1115 nucleotides. RefSeq names its product glia maturation factor gamma (gene Gmfg). The coding region runs from base 595 to 1023 and encodes 142 amino acids. Gene Ontology annotation, molecular function: actin binding; Arp2/3 complex binding. NCBI's taxonomy places the organism in Eukaryota, Metazoa, Chordata, Mammalia, Rodentia, Cricetidae. Gene Ontology annotation, biological process: negative regulation of Arp2/3 complex-mediated actin nucleation; actin filament debranching. The record is from RefSeq and is a predicted model, not a curated record. The transcript is spliced from 8 exons. Gene Ontology annotation, cellular component: actin cortical patch.